Ilyonectria robusta is the source of this 543-nucleotide messenger RNA. RefSeq lists its product as uncharacterized. The annotation marks the transcript as partial. Lineage: Eukaryota; Fungi; Ascomycota; Sordariomycetes; Hypocreales; Nectriaceae. The record is from RefSeq and is a predicted model, not a curated record. The transcript is spliced from 2 exons.
GGGACUGGCAACGGAACUUUGCUCGGCCUCAGUCUGGACAAGAUACUGUUCCAAAAUAUUAUCCAGACCUUUGAGUUCCCUGACAAGGUUGAAAAGACGAUCAAGUCUAUCCAUGGAGUUUUUGCUCGAUUUAUUGAGCAUCGUGACAAUAAAAAGUCUUUGCUCAUUUUGUUUUCUUCACCGAAGACACCUGUGCGGGAGAUCUUUUGCGCCAUCCGAAUCUGCUUGGUCUCAUCCAGGACAACUUGUCUCUUGUUCGAUGCCACCCCCGACGACCUCAACCGCAUCAUCAAGGCAGUGGAUGGCUCAGGAUCGGCGUCCAGACUCGUGAAGCAAAAUCCACUCGCUCUAAUCGUGACUAUUUUGAAUGAAUGUGGCUUCACCUCGGAAUUGAAGCGGGAAGAGUUAGACAAGGAUGUUCUCGGUGCUGAGGUACAGACCCGCGCAUCUUCAUGGGAAGAUCCAGGCAAGACGUUGGUCAGGUGGCCGCAUGAUUUCUACAGCGUGAUGAGUAUUCUGCAUCUAUGCCAGAACAACCUUAUG